AUGGUUGUAUUCAUUACUGAAUUUAUAUCUUACUUCGAAUCAAAUCAAAUCACUUUAUUUAAUGACAGUAACAAUAAUAAUAAUAAUAAUAAUAAUAAUAAUAAUAAUAAUAAUAAUAGGCAUUAUUCGGAAACUUCAUCUUCAUUGUGUGAAUUUCAAUGUACUGAAAUACCGGAAAAUUCAAAUCAUUUAAUCGAAUCCACUGAAAAUAUUUAUCAUCCACUUGAUCAACAACAACAUCAUCCGAAUCAUCAGAAUCAGUUUAUUGAUAAAACAAAUCAAUACUUCAAUCAUCCUAAUCUACAACCUGAUUGGUCAGUACCAAAUACCAUGCCAUAUAAAACAAUGAAUGAAUUAUUGAUUAAAUCACAAAUAAAUUCAACCCAAAAUACACAUGAGAAUCAUUUAAAAGUUGACAAUUAUCCAGCUCAUUUCUCAUCUAUCGAUUAUAAUAAUAAUUUCAAUAAAACUGAAUUAUUAAAUAAAAUGAUAUUAGAUAAUAGUGAUUUAAGUAUAUCACCAAUUAGUUCGAGAUCAUCGUUGUUUACAUUACCAUUGACACAAUCAACCUAUUUAUUACCGAACUAUUCCAUGUCAUCUAAACAACACACAGUUGAUUUGAUUAGUUCAUUUUAUUCAGUUGAACAGAAUUUGCCUAAUAGAAAACAAACUUUACAAGAACAAAGUCAGUUAGAUGAAUAUCAUAAUAAGUUUACCAGUAUUCCCUAUGAAUUCAAUGAUUUAUGCAAGUCAUCAUUCAAUUAUCAUGAAAACAAUAAACAUCAAUUAAUCAAUGAAAAUACAAAUGACAAAUUUAUUCGUCAAUUGAAAAAAGCCAAACGAUCUAAUCAUCAUUCAAAUCGAAUGAUAAAGCUACAACAGAUGAAAAAAACUAAAAAAUCAACUGAGAAUCAAUUUCAAUCUUCUCUACCUCAUCAAUAUCAUCAUCAUCAUCAUCAUCAUGAUGAACAAAAGACAAAUUUCUCAUUGACAAAUGACUCGUUGCCAUUAGACGUCACAAAAAGCAUGAAAACAUCGAUUAGUUUGGCAAGUAUUCCGUCACAAUCGACAGUCAUGUCAACAACAUCAACACCAACUACAACAGUAAUCACGAAUAUGGUCAAAUUGAAAUCUAUGCUUACAAAUAGCAUAAAAGAAACUAACGAUUCAUUGCAUAACAGUAAUAAUAAUAAUAAUAAUAAUAAUAAUAAUAACAGUAGAAUGAAUGAAUUGUGUUGUUCUUCUGCCUUCUAUGAUUCAAAUAACAAUCAUCAUCACCAUCAUCAUAAUCAUAAAUCAGUAAACAAUCCAAUGAUGACAUUGGAACAACCAAAAAUAUGGAAUGAUUAUUUGUCAAGUUAUUGUUUAGCCUCCUAUAAAUCACAUGAUUAUUUUGAUCCCCUUUGUAAUCUAUCUGUUUCACCUCAUCUUACAAAUGAACAUCAUCAUCAUUAUGAUCUUGCUGUACAGCCACAAUUACAACAAUGUAAUCAUACACAAAAUUAUCAUGAAAAUAUUGUUACAGCAAACAAUGAAAUAAAUCCUAUUUUACCAGCCUUCGUAACAUAUAUGCAAGGACAUAUUCAACAUAUACCUGAACAUUCUGUAUAUUCGAAUUUUGAAAAUGUAUCAUCUAUUCAGCAAAAUAAUGCAGAAGAAUUAAUUGAUUCAAGAAAAUUCAAUAGUGACAAUUAUUUGUUGGUUGAACAAAUGGAUCAUUUUGCUGCAGAAGAUCAGAUUAAAUUUGAAAAAGAACUAUUCACUGGAAAUGAUCAUCUUACAUCUACUGCAUUGACAACGACAAUUACAAUGACAUCAGCGACAUCAGUGACAAUGACAACAACUAUGUCAACACAAUCUAUUCAUUCACAUUUAACGAAUAAUUCAACUUCAUUAAAUAUACCAACCAGUACAUUUCCUUGCAAUAAUGAAGAUAAAAAUAAUAAUAAUAAUAAUAGUGACAAUAUAUUGACCAAUCCACAAUUACUCCCUGUAGAUAUCAAUAAUGAUAAGCUGAAUUAUCAAAAUGGAAUAAUCAAUAAUCAAAUUCUUCAUAAUAUUAAUAGUAAUAAUAGUUAUCUAUGUAGCAGUAAUAAUCUUCCUGCUUAUAAAUAUCCCUCUCAGUCAAUUUAUAGUGAAAAUUGUCAAUUGUUACCAGUAUUCAAUUCCCGUCAUCAAUACCAAAACACUUACGGUGAUCAAAAUAACUUUAGUUUAAACCAAUUGCCAACAAAUAGUCCUAUUAACGACAAACUAAAACUAUGUUCAGAAUUAUCUAUGAAUAACUUAACCCCCGCUUCACAUUCCACUAGUGAUAUUGUUAAUAAAAAUCCUUGUAAUAUUGAUGUUGCCUUCAUGCACAAUAAAAUUGAUCAUUGUACACAACAACCUUAUCAUCACUAUCAUCAAGAAUCUCAAUUGAUUUUUAAUAACAUUGAAUCAAUUGAAAAAUCAUAUAAAACAUCAUUUUAUUGUCCAGUCACAUCAACAACAACUAAUCAUCAUGGACAUAUACAAUUAUGGCAAUUUCUGCUAGAAGAAUUACAAGAUCCUGAAGCGAAUGCAUUUAUUUCAUGGACUGGUUAUGAAAAUGAAUUUAAAUUAAAAGAACCAAAUCAAGUAGCACAACGUUGGGGUGCUAGAAAAAAUAAACCAAAAAUGAAUUAUGAAAAAUUAAGUCGUGGUUUACGUUAUUAUUAUGAUAAGAAAAUUAUUGAAAAAGUCUCGGGUAAACGUUAUGUUUAUAGAUUUACACGUAAUUUAAAUGAAUUGAUCAAUCAUCAAUUUGCAGAACCGAUCACACCAUCAUCAUCUACAUCAUCAUCAACAUCAUCGACAACAUCAUCAUCAUUGUUAUUAUUAUCUUCAAAUUCAACUUCAACUUCAACGACAACAUCCUCUGUGACAUCAUUGUGUAUGAGUAAAAAUCAACAUUUCAAUAAUUUUAUGAAAAUGAAAAAUUUCAAAAAGUCAUCAUUAUAUAAAAAUAAUACAUGGACGAAUGAAAUUUUUGACGAGAUCUAA
Messenger RNA from Schistosoma turkestanicum, 3024 nucleotides. The record is from the annotation of a GenBank genome assembly. Lineage: Eukaryota; Metazoa; Platyhelminthes; Trematoda; Strigeidida; Schistosomatidae.